UGGUCGCUCGGUUAGAAACUCGUCGAUUCCGUUUACACGCGGUAUCAUCUUCGUCGAGCGUGUCCGUCGAAAUACGAACCGUCUCGCGAUCGAAAGAUAAGCCUUAUCCGGGUGUCGUAAAAAAGCAAAUAUCGCGCUAACGAUAGCAAAUCAAUGCGCGAAUUGCGCAACGAUCUAGAUAGUUGCAACGGUAAAAGUUGCAAUUUGUUCAAACAUGGAAACGAUCGGUUCGAAACGAGGUUUUGGAUUUAUAAGAGUUUCGCGUUCUUCGUGUUCGUGCCACGAAUUCCAGAGAAAAUGCGAAACACGCGACGAAAAAGGAAAAGGCCGCGCAAUCCCGUGGAAACGAAAAUGAUAUAGAUCGCAACGACCAGAGGCUUCAUUUUCUACGAUAUCGUGGACUCGCAACAGCGAAUCGGUCGAGCGCGAUUUCACGGUGGCUACGACAGGUAAACGGUCGACAAUUUUCCGCUUCGUCACGACCAUUCUGACGAAUUCGUCGUGUACGCAACAGAGUCGCCUACGAGCAUCGACGAUUACGCAAAGGACCUGUCGCUCGAUCGCGAGAAUCUCUGGUAUCGUCAAAAAGAGAGGAAAAAAAAGGGAAAUCGCUAAAAGUUCCCCGCAUCCGUGCUAGAAGACUCUCGCGUGUUCGAAAGCGAUCCGGUCGAACCGCUUUUCGUUUCAUUAUCUCGUAACGAAUCGUUAUCGUGUACCCGGCCGAGGCCUCGGUCACGGUAAUCGCUCUGCGCGGGGCUACGCCGAUUCGAGCGGUGCGUUCGCGCGAAUCGCAUUUACCAGCAUUUCCGGAAGUAGUGCGUACAGGAAGGAAGGUGGCACGGAGAGAGGGAAGGCGAGUUCUGGACGGACGAGCAAACGGUAGUCGUCAAAGCGGUAUCAGGGGCAAGUUACUCCUCCCUCUUCCUCGUUCAAAGUGCUCGCGGAGCCGUGCUCGCCGGCUUCGGCACCAGCUUUGCUUAGUGUCGUUUACUCGCGCGCGCUGCUCGCAACACGCUUCUCGAACACGCGAUCAUUCGAAUAAUUUUGCGAUUACCGCCGACUUGUGACGGUAAGAAUUAGACGACAGCGAACGACGAUUCGAACGAGCGAAAUCGCCGAAUCGAAAGAGAACGACGAGAAAAGGGAACACGACUACGAGAUCCGGUGUCGAUGGAAGGGUCAACGAAUGAUUUUCUUCGACGCGACGCGUUCUUUCUCGCUUGUCUGAUGCUCCUCGGUUCGGCGAUUUGUCCGUGCCACGGAAAAAUUCAGACGCCCAUGCACAUGGCCCAACUCACUCAGAAGGGAUACAUUCAGUUUCUACGCUGGGAACUACCCGUGCCGGAGAUCACAGAGUUCACCUUCUGCCUGUGGGUCCAGUCCAACGACCUCACUCACCCCCAUUCCAUAUUCUCUUAUUCGAAAAACGAACGCGAACGGUUGGUCCGAUCGUGGAUAUCGCCGAAGGGAAGAAGCGUCCACUUAGAAAUCGGAGGGAAGCAGGUGGUCGCGUCGGCGACCGAGAUACGCGAGAAGCGUUGGUACCACGUGUGCCUGAGCUGGGAAAAUCGGGUCGGCCUGUACGGUUUGUGGAUCAACGGACAACUGUGGGCUCGCGGCCAAUCGGACGAGACGGUAGGCCACGUGAUACCGAGCGGGGGCGACAUCGUGCUCGGGCAGGAGUACACGGAUUUCGACAAGGGGCUCGAAGAAGGCAUCGAGGGAUCGGUUCUGGGCUUUAAUCUGUUGCUGGCCUCCGCUUUCGAUCCCUCGGCGCGGGGCUACGGAACGGAAAGCGGCCGCAAUCCGAUUGCUCUACCUUCCGGCAGUGGCUACCCAAGUUACGGCAACCGAGCUUCGUUUCCGAGCAUUUCGACUAAACCGCCGCAACACGGUAUCGGUCAGGGGUCGCGGACACUGCGAGUGUUCUUCCCGAAUCUCGACCGCUUGCGAGGCCCUCGAUACGCCGACGGUUUUCGAUCGUCACAGUUGCGACCGACGAAUCGCACCGUGAGCGACCAGCCCGCUUCUGGAACGAGAACGAUCUCGAGCCCGGCGUGGAUCGGCGGAGCGGAGACGAGCGAGGAACCGCUCGGCUUACGAUUAGUCAAAUUGUCGUACGUUCGCUGCGAGAUCGGCAGAGGAAGUCCGUUCAUAGGCGGCUCGUUGAUGCUCAUUUCCUGGAGCAGGACUCCAGUUCGCGUGUUCGGAGGAGCCAUCCUGAAGAACGCGAAGAGCGAGUGCGGCAACUUUUGAGCAACGAUACGGAUCGGGGC
This is a messenger RNA of Megachile rotundata (alfalfa leafcutting bee), 2276 nucleotides long. RefSeq lists its product as uncharacterized. The record is from RefSeq and is a predicted model, not a curated record. NCBI's taxonomy places the organism in Eukaryota, Metazoa, Arthropoda, Insecta, Hymenoptera, Megachilidae.